This is a messenger RNA of Chinchilla lanigera (long-tailed chinchilla), 452 nucleotides long. Its product is annotated as metallothionein-2. The transcript has 3 exons. Gene Ontology annotation, molecular function: metal ion binding. Lineage: Eukaryota; Metazoa; Chordata; Mammalia; Rodentia; Chinchillidae. The record is from RefSeq and is a predicted model, not a curated record. The coding region runs from base 122 to 307 and encodes 61 amino acids.
CGCGCCUACGGACUAUAAAAGUAGCGCGCGGAGCACGGCGCGCCACCACGCCUCCUCCGAAGCCUCCAGCACCUACGUGCGUUUUCCUUCGGACUCCAGCCCAGCCGCCGCCCUUCUCGCCAUGGACCCCAACUGCUCCUGCGCUGCCGGCGGCUCCUGCACCUGCGCCGGCUCCUGCACGUGCAAAGAGUGCAAAUGCGCCUCCUGCAAGAAGAGCUGCUGCUCCUGCUGCCCCGCGGGCUGUGCCAAAUGCGCCCACGGCUGCGUCUGCAAAGGGGCGUCGGACAAGUGCAGCUGCUGCGCCUGAUUGCGCCGAGCCCUGCUCCCACGUGUACAUAGAACGACAGAAACAACCUGGACCUUUUUUUUUUUUUUUUUAAAUAACUGUGACCCAUUUGCAAAGUUUCGUUUUGUAUGAAGUUAUGUGACUGACAAUAAAGUUGUUGACUUGA